AUGAUGACCCUAGUCACAACAGAGAACAGCCUCAACACAAGAACAUUUAACUCUGAUCACAGAUAAUACACCUCACUAGGAGGUCUUGCGUUUCUGUGCGAUGCUUCGCCACGGCGUUCCGUUCCGCCACUCUAAAAACGCUAGUUUCUCCAUAAGGCAGAAAUCGAGCGGCGGAAGAAGGCCGAAGAAGAAAACGUACCACAGAGUGCCCGAACUUGACAGAGUAAUGGAGCUCCGCAAGAAGCCAUCCAUGAUUCUCCACCUCAGCUCCCUCAUCCAAUCCCAACCCCAAACCCUCUUCCUCCGCGACCUCGAGAAGCACGUGGGCUUCGUCCGCAAAUGGGCCUUCAUGGGCCUCAUGGAGAAGCAUCCCUCCCUCUUCCGCGUCGCCGGCACGCCCCCUUCCGUCUCCCUCACGGCCCGGGCCCUCCGCCUGGCCCAAGAGGAGACCCAUGCCCGAGCCCAAAUGGAGCCCCUCUUGGUUACUAACCUGCGGAAGCUGCUCAUGCUCUGCGUCGAUUGCAGGGUGCCGCUCGAAACGGUGGAGCUUCUUGGGCCUGAGUUGGGUCUGCCCUCCGAUUUUAAGGAUUGUUUGGUUCCCAAGUACCCGCAGUUUUUCGCGGUUAGGCGGUUCCGUGGAAGGGAUUCGCUUGCCUUGGAGGAUUGGGAUUCCACUUUGGCGCUCACUGCUAGAGAGUCUAGGUUGGCACAGGAAGGAGUUGUGAACCUGAAGGCAGAUGGAAAUAGGAGGAAGGUGAAGAUUUCAAGAGAUGGGAACUAUCUUGGUCCAUUUGCAUUCAAAAUGAAUUUUCCUGCGGGUUUUCGGCCAAAUGUUGGUUACCUUGAGCAGCUUGAGAGGUGGCAGAAGUUGGAGUUUCCUUCUCCUUAUUUGAAUGCGAGGAGGUUCGAUGCUGCUGAUCCGAAAGCUCGAAAACGGGCUGUGGCAGUGAUUCAUGAGCUUCUCAGCUUGACCAUGGAGAAGAGGAUGACAUCUUUACAGCUGGAUGCAUUUCAUGCAGAGUGUCUUUUGCCAUCUAAUUUACUUCUUUGCUUGAUAAAGCACCAAGGUAUAUUUUACCUCACCAAUAAAGGUGUAAGGAGUACUGUCUUCCUCAAAGAUGCUUAUCUUGGUUCCAACUUGAUAGAUAAGUGUCCUUUGUUGCAAUUUUAUGAUAAAUUUAUGGCACUCUGUGGUAGAGGAAAUAUUGAUCUGUGUGACAACAAUUCUUUAACAAUGGUUGUUUAGAAGAUGAAUUUGAUUGAUUUUUCAGUGGUAUGGGUACUGCAUCACUCCUAAUUGAGAAAGGAUAAGGAAAUUUAACUUGGAAAAGUACGCAGUAGUAAGGAUAUCACUCCUUACUAGGAGAAAAACAAUGGAAGUACAAUCUCCCGGAACUUUUACAUAAAAUUUGUUUUUGAUACUGAUUACAACUAGAUAGGUUGUGAUCACAAGUGAAAGUUGGCUUCACCAAUUUAGACUAUUUUCAUUGGUCCUCCCUUGCAGAUGUUGAGAUUUAAGUAAUUCAGAAAAGUUUUAUCAUGUAAAAUUCUGAUGCUGACAGUGCUUGGCACAUUUAUGAUUUAACUAUAUGCACAGUUCGGUCAAAUAAUUAAAUCAUUCCUCUUAAGACCUUUUCAGCGUGUUGAAAAAAACGCAUUUAUGAGUUCAUUAAAGGAGGGGCUAGGGAUGGGAGGAUUUAAAAUAUCAUUAUGCUUCCAAUGCUUGGUGUGAAUUUUGUAAUGAUAUUUCCCGUAAUCUGAAGGUGCUUGAAUGGAGAUUAUGGCACUAGAUGUAUACAUAUGCUUUGAUGGGGUCUUACCUUGUAUGUUUUCCUUAGUGAUAAGUUUAGGAGCUGUAAUCGCUUGAAGUGCACUAGAGUGGUGACUGCUCUAUUCGCUCAUAAAGAUUGUACACAUAUGAUUUUAUAAUUUAUAACGACAUUUGCCUUAACAUCAA
This is a messenger RNA of Glycine soja, 1957 nucleotides long. Its product is annotated as protein WHAT'S THIS FACTOR 1 homolog, chloroplastic. Bases 101 to 1246 code for a protein of 381 amino acids. NCBI's taxonomy places the organism in Eukaryota, Viridiplantae, Streptophyta, Magnoliopsida, Fabales, Fabaceae. Gene Ontology annotation, molecular function: RNA binding. The record is from RefSeq and is a predicted model, not a curated record. The transcript is spliced from 2 exons.